This is a messenger RNA of Octodon degus (degu), 753 nucleotides long. It is a transcript of the gene Nde1, whose product is annotated as nudE neurodevelopment protein 1. The record is from RefSeq and is a predicted model, not a curated record. Gene Ontology annotation, cellular component: kinetochore; centrosome; kinesin complex. Gene Ontology annotation, biological process: mitotic centrosome separation; centrosome localization; chromosome segregation. The transcript has 6 exons. Lineage: Eukaryota; Metazoa; Chordata; Mammalia; Rodentia; Octodontidae. Gene Ontology annotation, molecular function: microtubule binding. Bases 43 to 753 code for a protein of 236 amino acids.
ACAUCAUGCCACAAGAGGAGUGAAUUCUUCCUCCUUUUCACAAUGGAGGACUCAGGAAAGACUUUCAGCUCCGAAGAAGAAGAAGCCAACUACUGGAAAGAUCUAGCAAUGACCUACAAGCAGAGGGCAGAGAAUACACAGGAAGAACUCCGAGAAUUCCAGGAGGGAAGCCGAGAAUAUGAAGCUGAAUUAGAGACACAGCUGCAACAAAUUGAAACCAGAAACCGGGACCUCUUGUCAGAGAAUAACCGCCUUCGCAUGGAACUGGAAACUAUCAAGGAGAAAUUUGAAAUGCAACAUUCUGAAGGCUACCGGCAGAUCUCAGCUUUGGAAGAUGACCUGGCACAGACGAAAGCAAUUAAAGAUCAACUGCAGAAAUAUAUCAGGGAGCUGGAGCAAGCAAAUGAUGACUUGGAAAGAGCCAAACGAGCCACGAUCAUGUCUCUGGAAGACUUUGAACAGCGCUUGAAUCAAGCCAUUGAAAGAAAUGCCUUUCUGGAAAGUGAACUUGAUGAGAAGGAAAACCUCCUGGAGUCUGUUCAGCGACUAAAGGAUGAAGCCAGAGAUUUGCGGCAAGAAUUGGCUGUACAACAGAAGCAGGAGAAGCCCAGGACCCCCAUGCCCAGCGCAGCAGAAGCUGAAAGGACAGACACAGCUGUGCAGGCCACAGGUUCUGUACCGUCCACUCCUAUCACUCAUCGAGGACUCAGCUCUGGAUUAAACACUCCGGGAACAUUCAGGCGUGAAGGUUGA